CACAAGCGCGCAUCAGGCUGCAAAUCCGCGUAGUUUGUGCUGAGCUUUAGCGGAGCGUCUUCUGCGUCUUUAAUCCCCACAUUUAACCUCCUUUCAGUAAAACCGCGAUGGUUUCUCACUCUUUGGCGCUGCCGAUGAUCUGCUUCACCAUCCUGUGGGGGCUGGUGGGGGUGGUUGCUCCGUUUUUUGUGCCCAAAGGACCAAACCGAGGUGUCAUCAUUACCAGUCUGGUGCUGACGGCGGUCUGUUGCUAUUUAUUUUGGUUAAUAGCAAUUCUAGCCCAGGCAAACCCUCUGUUUGGACCACAGCUGAAGAACGAGACCAUCUGGUACUUGCGGUAUUACUGGGAAUAAACUAAGAAUACAAAAACAAGUUACCAUCUCAUCUCAUGAUCCACAUGGAAUCUUCAUGGAAUUCAGUCAGACUCCAGUGGACCAUUCCCUGAAACAGCCACCUUCUAUUUUGGACGUAAUCUUUACAUUUACAUCCCGUCUUUACAGUUUUUGACAGCAUUCCUUCUCAAAUGAUGUUUAUCUGUUAAAUACAGAGCAGAGAUAUUGUGUAUAUAUAUGAACCUCCUUAAAAGUGUAUGAUAUUAUGUAUAUGAUGUCGACAGUGUUGUUGUGUUUAAAGAACAGUUUGUGCAAUAACAGUAGCUUGUAGCUAAUGUUCACCACUUGAAAGUCAAUAUAUUUGAUUUGCUUGCAUACGGUAUGUAUUCUGUGUGUGUGAUGGUAGUUUACUGUAGUUGUAUCUCUGCUGGCACAUGUAAAUAUGUGAUGGUCCCUAAGAGUGAUAGCUUAACUGUUUACAUGAACCUAUUUUAUGUUUACAUAAUGUUACAUUUUAUGUUCAUUUUUAUUUAUUGAAUUAUUUAUUUUUGCAUAGAUUUUAUUCCAAAUCGCUGCUGUCGGAACAAAACCCUGUAUCUCUAUUUUUGUCAUUUUUGACAUAAUUUGAAAGUACCCAUGGUCCUGUAUAUUGUGCUUAAAUGCCAUGAGGAAUGAACCAACAGAAAUUAUCUAAAAUUACUUGGGGAAAAAAUCUGGUCCCGUUGACUUCCAUUAAAAGUCAAGUAUGUUUUUACCUUCUCCUGAAAAGUUACAGAGGUUUGGAGAUUUGGAGAUAUGAGGUUUUGAUCCGACAACAGCGAUAUGCUUAUGUGAAGUGUAAAAUGUGAUUACAGGUCUGUGUCAGUGCUGGAGUGUCAAGGUCACUGUUUGAAGGAAUUCUAUAAAAGGAAAACGCUGAGAGUGCAAGUUUGCACAAAGAUUUUGUGUUAAGAGUUUCUCUUUUUUGUCCCAUUUUAUUUAAAUAUUUCACUCUCUAAACUGUGUUCUGAGCCACCUUCUUUCCAUGGAGAUCGCUUUGACCGCAGUUGACCUCAGUCCUGAUGUCAUUUUGGACCGUUUUCACCUCAGCUUUAACCGAGUAAUUAUAUACAGCUACUUUUAUUGAAAGACCAAAUCAUGUUUUUCUCUUUUGUCCUUUAAAGCCUCAGUCAUGAAUGAAUAGACCACCACAGCCACUGUAGGGUUAGCUGGCAUUACUAACAGAGAGUGCAUUUUAUUGUGUAUGUUUUAUUAAGGCUCAUCAUUAUUUCAAAGCCUUUUUGCUCCACUUCUAAAGUGUGGCCUUCUUUCUGACUGGGGAUUUAAACCGUGGAAUCAGUUUAUGAUGUUAUUAUGUUUGGGAUUGAACUCCCAGUUCGAUUGGCGUGGAAUAAAUUUGAUUGGCAUCACUGUCGCACUUUCUGAUCUCCAUGGGAAUGAUGUGGUGUCAGUAAUGCGUGUAGAAACAUUCACUGCUGUUUAUACUGCAUAUGUCUGUCUAAAACCCUCAAUAAAACCAGAACGGCUAAUAUCGUC
Pygocentrus nattereri (red-bellied piranha) is the source of this 1868-nucleotide messenger RNA. It is a transcript of the gene atp6v0e2, whose product is annotated as ATPase H+ transporting V0 subunit e2. Gene Ontology annotation, molecular function: proton-transporting ATPase activity, rotational mechanism. Gene Ontology annotation, biological process: proton transmembrane transport. Gene Ontology annotation, cellular component: proton-transporting V-type ATPase, V0 domain. Bases 108 to 353 code for a protein of 81 amino acids. The transcript has 4 exons. The record is from RefSeq and is a predicted model, not a curated record. NCBI's taxonomy places the organism in Eukaryota, Metazoa, Chordata, Actinopteri, Characiformes, Serrasalmidae.